Cygnus olor (mute swan) is the source of this 811-nucleotide messenger RNA. RefSeq names its product transmembrane protein 205 (gene TMEM205). The record is from RefSeq and is a predicted model, not a curated record. The transcript has 3 exons. Bases 74 to 811 code for a protein of 245 amino acids. NCBI's taxonomy places the organism in Eukaryota, Metazoa, Chordata, Aves, Anseriformes, Anatidae.
CUGACGCAGUGCCCCGCACCUACGAUAUAAGGGGUUUGGAGAUCGGGUUUGCAGCCCGGGUGGCUUGGCUGACAUGGAGGGACCCGGCCCCAGCCGGGGCACGACGCUGACCAACGCGGAGCCCUCCAACGCGGUGAAACUGCUGCACCUGCUUUUCCUCUCCACCUUCUGGGGAAUGCAGAUCUGGGUGACCUUCGUGGCGGGGCUGGUGAUGCGCAGCCGCCUCCCCCGCCACACCUACGGCUUCAUCCAGAGAGAGCUCUUCCCCUACUACUUCCACAUCGGCUCCACCUGCGCGUUCCUCAACCUGACCCUAUUUGCCAUGUACCACCCCAGCGAGCUGCUCAGCGAGGAAGAAACUACCCAGGUAGUAGCCUCUUGCUUUAAAAGGCCAGCUGGCUGCAGCCCGAAGCCCUGCCCCUGCGGGGGCCCGCUUCGUCCCGCUCUGCUGGGGCUGCUCUGCAGACAUUUAAUCCACCGCGUUUCACGGCGGGCGUUGCUCCCCUUGCAGAUCAUCGUCUUCUUCGUCUGCGUGGCCGUCUCCGCGCUCAACGCGCAGUGGUUCGGGCAGGCCACCUCCGACAUCGCGGCGGACAUGCACCGCAUCGAGCGCGGCCGCGGCCUGGGGCAGGAGGUCGGGCUGUUCGCCGGCGAGUCCUGCAGGGAGCUGCGCGCCUCCGACCCCGGCUACGGGCAGCUGGCCCGGCAGCUCGCCCUCUACCGCGCCGCGUCCGCCCUCUGCAACCUCUGCUGCAUCGCCUGCAACGGCUUCAGCCUGUACUACCUGGCCGCCCACCUCUCCGCCUUGUGA